Paramuricea clavata is the source of this 4028-nucleotide messenger RNA. The record is from the annotation of a GenBank genome assembly. NCBI's taxonomy places the organism in Eukaryota, Metazoa, Cnidaria, Anthozoa, Malacalcyonacea, Plexauridae.
GCCCUAAGAAGGUAAUAUAGUAUAAGGUAAAUUAUAGAUAACAUAUCAUGUAAGCAUAAUACAUAAUGUAAUUGGCCACUGAAAAUCCCAGAGUAAACUGAAUAUUAAUAUCAAACUGCCUGAAGAAUAUAAGAAUGUAAGCUGGCCUAAAAGCUAUAUCAAGAAGUUACCAAGCCUAUUAGCGAAAGUGUUUGAUGACUGUGGUAAAUGCUUUCUAUUUUGGCAGCAUAACAAACACCAAAAGCCGCGGUUGCUUGUACCAUAUUAAGAAUUUAAAUUGGAUUUUCUAGAUUUGUCGAAUGGCAGGUGGCAGUAACUUCCGAUUUCAUUUCUCAAUUUUUGUUUAAACCGGUAGAGUGGGUGUGUGAAAACCAUUGCUUUGUGUGGUUAUUGAAAGAUUUUUAUUCGACUUAUUUCCUAAAAUGGAAGCACUUGUAACCAUUCUAAAGUCUUUAUGUCUUUAAUAGGUCAACUGUGGUAUGUUUUUAAAUUUUAAUGGUUCAAUAAUGAAUUCUUUUUCAACACAUGAUGCAGAGUUUAUUUAUAUUCUCAUACUUUUUUCAAUUAUAUAAGACAUAAGACUAUGGUCCAGUUAUGUCUAUUUAUUUCAGUUCAGUACUAAAUGUAUAUCUGACAUAUCUAUACUAUAGAGUAUAGUACGGACAUCGAGUAAUAAAAAGUUAAAACUUAUCUGUAAACUAGUAAUAAAUAAUAUGCCUUUUCAAAGCAAACAUGAUAGGAAUCGCCAGAUAAAAUGAAUAUACUGCACUGUCCUCAAAAAAUGUUUGAAAAAAUAUCAAAGGGAAGCCAAAGGCGAUGUUAUUGGUUACUUUAUAAGCUUUACAAUUGGCUAAAUCUGAUGGACUCUGAUUGGCUAAAAUUGCAACCAAACUGUUUCUGAAAAAUUCUUUUCAAGCCCGCGAGCUUUCUUCCCUUCUCCAUAUGCCUGAAAAACUUCAUGUAAAUAUAUAUAUCGUCAUUUCACAAUAUGGCGGACGAAUUUCGAAAAAGACAAUUUACUCGCAAAAGAACAUUAGAAAAAGAGCUCAAAAGUAAUAAUUUGGAAACUUUUAAACCAAAAUCCAGCUUAAAAGACUCGAAUAUUUUAUUUGGUUUAAUAAUUUUCCGUUUGUGCAAUGUUUUUCUUGUCCAAACUUGGUUUGUUCCCGAUGAGUUCUGGCAGGGCCCAGAGGUCGCCCACAAAAUGGUAUUUGGCUAUGGUCAUUUGACAUGGGAAUGGCGAGAAGGGAUUCGAGGCUACGUCUAUCCUCUUCUCUUUGCGUCUGUGUAUAAAAUCCUUGACAUUUGUAAAAUGGAUUUCCCAAUUUUGAUUAUUUAUUUGCCAAGAAUUAUUCAAGCCAUAUUUGGUGCUAUUGGGGAGUACUAUAUUUAUAAACUUGCACGAUUACUGUAUGGUUCCAGUGUUGCAUGGUGGGUCCUGUUCUGUGAAGUAACAUCAUGGUUUACAUUUUAUUGCAUUACUCGGACGCUGACGAAUUCAAUGGAAACCACAUUGAUUUCUAUUGGCUUGUAUUACUGGGAAUUGUCACAAAACACCAAACCUAAUACCACGUCAGAAAUUGUUAAACAAACAUCAGCUAUUUACAAAGCAUUGAUUUUAGCCUCGUUUUCAUGUCUGGUUAGGCCGACCGCAUUGGUAAUAUGGAUACCCCUUGGUAUUGCAAGAUUGCGAAGAGUGUUGCCUGUACAUUUUUUCUUCAUCUUUAUAGUUCCAAUUGGAAUAUGUUCUCUCAUAUUUUCAGUUUUAGUUGAUAGUUAUUUUUAUGGCAAAUUUGUAUUUGUUCAGUAUAAUUUCUUGUACUUCAAUAUAUUGCAAAAUAUUGGUGAGUUAUAUGGAACACACCCUUGGCAUUGGUGAGUAUGUAGUUUUCAUAUUGUAGUAUGUAGUUUUCAUAAAUUGUAUGGUUAAUUUUUAAUAUGCUAAUUGCCCAUUUUAUACAAGGUGGAUCUUCAAUCAAGCCAAAAUAUCAUGCAUAUACAUUUGAAGCGUAUGCUCUGUUGAGAUGAAUUGCUUCCAGGGGCCGAUUGUUCAAAAGCUUGAUUAGCGUUAGGUUAAAAUUCAAAAUGUGUUAAAAUGAAUAAUCUGUUAGAUGGAUGAAAGUUUAUUUUUUGAACUACUAGGUAUGUAACACAAGGAAUACCAGUGGUAUUGCUGAGCUAUCUCGUUCCAUUUGCGAUUGGACUUUAUUACUAUGGAAAAUCUCUACAGAAAUGGCUUUUACUUAUUGUUAUUGACAUUGCUGUAUUCAGGUUAGUAGUAUAUAUACUACAUGUAUAUAAUAAAUUGUAGUUGUACAAUGUGCAUUGUAUUGUAGAUCUGGCAUUAGACAGAAGAUUAUAUUAAAGUAGUAGGGUGCAAUGGUGCAGCGUAAUGGGUUAAUUACAGUGAAACUGGAUGUUCUCUUGCGAGCAAUAUUGUCCCACAAUAUUGCAAUUUUGAUGGGCAAAUUGCUCAGAGCAAUCUGUCUAUCAAAAUUGCAAUAUUGUGGGACAAUAUUGCAAUGUCGCUCGCAAGAGAGCAUCCAGUUUCACUGUAACCACAAAAUAAAAUUUCUCUUCCUACCUUUUAGCCUCCUAAGUCACAAAGAGUUCAGAUUCAUCCUUCCUAUAGUUCCUAUGGCAAUGUUUAUUUGUGGCAAAGGAAUGCAUCACAUAGCAACUACAAGUUUUUCUACAAAUGUGAAGAAAGAUGAUGAUAACUCAAGUAAGAGUCGUCACUUGAGUACAAAAUGCAAACUGUUGGUUAUCUUCUUGAUUCUAACAAAUGUUCCUGUUGCUCUGUAUACUGGCCUAAUCCACCAACGAGGGACGCUUGAUGUGAUGAGAGCUGUUGAGGGAAAUGUUCGAGAUAUGCCAAAUGCUAGUGUAUUGUUUCUGAUGCCUUGUCACUCAACACCAUAUUACAGGUAUGAAACCAAAACCCAUUGACCCCUUCUGGGGCUGGUUGUAUCAAAAGGUAGUUAACCCAUUGAGCCGCAAUGUGCCCUACUUAUUUUUUUACUUGUCUAACACCAGACGAUUUAACUUGUCAAUGGGGAAGCUCUGCAGCUUAAUGGGUUAAAGUUAACCACAAUUAGUGGAAAAGUUAACCAAUCAAAAUCGUGUAUUCACUUGGCCACCAUAUUUGAAAUUUCAAGUUGGUUGUGACUACUGCUAUGUGUGCAAAUUCAAGUUCAAAUGUGCUUUCAUGUUUUACUGGGGUUAGGAUUCUAGAUAGAUAAGACUACAACUUUUAUCAAUAACAGAAUAGAUGGGUAUCAUUAUUCACACAUUGUACCCUCCCCCACCCCCAAUUUCUGCCUGGAUUUCAGCUUUUCACAAGGGCAGUCAUUCUGUCCAUUGGGGGGCAGAGCCCCACCCCCUUGGUUACACCACACUGGUCUUCUCAUAUCAUGCAUCUUACAGCAUUGAGCACGAAAUGACUCAGUAAGGAACAUUCAAAUUAAUAUUUCACUCCGUCUAAUGCUAGAUGAUUUUAAUCAUCAAGUUAUCUCAACAUGUAACACUUCUUUUUGUUUUUAGCUACCUACACAAGAAAGUUGAGAUGAGAUUUUUAGAUUGUAGUCCAAGUGAGCAACCUGGAUACAUUGAUGAAGCCGAUAGGUUUUAUAAAAAUCCACAAAACUGGCUGAAUGAAACGUUUAACAAGAAACAAGACCUACCAUCUCACAUAAUAUUCUUUGAUGUUUUAUUCAAAGUGAGUUUUGAUUGCCAGAAAAUUUUAAGGUUUAUUUUAUAAUUUGUAACAACUCAAUUCAAUCUUUUAGGACAUAAAAGCCUUCCUUGAAGAAUAUUUUUACACCGAGGUAAUUAUAUCAGUCUCUGUAUGGCACUUUUCAGGGCCAAACAUUUUACAAUAAUCAAAAAUUUGUUUCAUGAUAUUCUGAAACUAAUUUGUAUUGUUUCUUUUUCAGUGUGGAAGAUACUUUUAUACUCCUUUUCCCUCGGGACGGUUGGGUCAGUCGGUUCUUUUAUUUUGCAAAGCUGGCAAUUUGUCACAUAGCUGA